Messenger RNA from Caenorhabditis briggsae, 2130 nucleotides. RefSeq names its product Protein CBR-RDE-2 (gene Cbr-rde-2). The transcript is spliced from 10 exons. The coding region runs from base 1 to 2130 and encodes 709 amino acids. Lineage: Eukaryota; Metazoa; Nematoda; Chromadorea; Rhabditida; Rhabditidae. The record is from RefSeq and is a predicted model, not a curated record.
AUGUACGGCGGGUAUCCGAACCAGAAUUAUCCCAAUCAGAAUAAUUAUCCGAAUCAAAAUUAUCCUCCUCCUCAACAAAAUUAUCAGCAGAAUCAGCAAAAUUAUGGCCAGCAGCCUCAGCAACCCCAACAACAAUAUAAUCCAAAUAUGCAUCAAUAUAAUCCCAAUGUGCAGCAGUAUUACAAUAAUCCGCCCGGCCCACCUCGACCGUUUGUAUUUAUGAACAUGAUGCCUCCGAACUAUUACUAUCAGGCGCCUCCGAUGAUGCCUCCCAAUCAGUACUAUCAGCAGAUGCCACCACAGGCGCAGUUUCAACAAGUCUAUCAACAGCGACCAACUCCCGCUCGGGCUCCUCCCCAACCAAUUCCACCGCACUACCAUGCAGUCAUUCAACAUCAACAAAUCCCCCAAUCGAUAUCAUAUCCAGUACGAGAACGGCCCGAAUCGCCCAACAAAACGUUCAUACAUGGAGUGAUAAUUGGGAAAAGCAAAGAUGGAAAAGACAAUUUCGUACUGUAUUCCGCCAAGUGUGGCCUCUGUCAUAUUAGUCAUGAAGUGCCGGAUUUGUUCAUUGGACAAUGGCUUGGAAUCACUGUAAGUAUUCCAAACUACAACGGAGACGUCCUUCUGGAUCGGUCGAAUAGUGAGGGAUACGAAGAUCGAGACGAUUUGCCUGAUCCGAUGUACACGUGUGUACGGUAUCUGCCAACCAGAGAGGAUCCGAGUUUAGGAGAAGUUGUGGUCACUUGUCGCUUCCGCGUCUUUCCGGACCACGAAACUCGCGGAUGGGCGGUCCAUAGUUAUGAUAUAAUGUUCAGUGAUAUUAUCGAUGAUUAUAAACUGAUCAGCACUAGCAACGAUUGGUUCAAUGGCCGCAUUUUUAUUGUCGAGGCCCAAGCAUCAAUGGCAGGCUGGGUAGCACUACGAGUAACCGAGGAUCAACGGAAGGAGUUCAGUUGUGAUGCAGUAAGUAUCCCAGAUGGAAAACGAAAACUUCCCUCUCCACUCGUAGAUUUCAACAUUCAAUGGUUGGAAGACUGCGAUCCGGCACUAUUGAAGAUCAUGACCGGCAACGGCUAUGUCCAACCGCCAGAACAUGCACUACCACCACCGCCACAAGAUUUUUUUGAUGAGCUUGGUGGAAGCGUUGGAUUGAACCAACCUUCCACCUCAGCGACAAUGGCAUCGGAAUCUUCUGAACGCGAACUACGUCAAAUCGACGCAUGUAUCAGUCGAGCGACGCUCACACAAGACACAGUUCCAGCACCGCCACAAACGACGCUGAUGGCUGAAAAAGAGGAAACGACGACGCAACAGAAGCCGUCAGAAUCCAAAGAAGUGCUGUCAGACGAUGAGAUAGACGAUGAGGACACCGAUGGAGCGCUUGGGACGCAUGGUAUGGUGAAGAAGGAGUUUUUGAAGGAUGUUUCUGGAAAAACGUAUCAAAGGUUCCAACAGGAACGGGCUAGGACUGAUCAAAAGCCUGAAUCUGCUCUCUGUGUCGUCGUGCAGAAGAUCGAUCGAAUCGCAGUGAUGUACACUGCCAAGCGAGACGUCCAGAACGUUUUGCUCUAUGAGCAAGAAUGCGAAGGCGUUCACGAACCACUCCAUCUCGGACAAAUCGCCUAUUUUGAAAUCUCGCCGAGACGAAUGGAGACGCAGGAUGAGCUGUUGCCAAGGGCUCCGUAUUCGCAUAUUGCAGUGCGAAUGAAGCAAUAUGCACCGGAAUUCCAGUCGAAAUUCGAUCGAUUCAAACGUCUCGUUCGCUGCUUCGGAGGCCUCGUCGAGAUGAAAGUCACGAUUCCCCUGACCCGAAAAGGCGCUCUCGAGAUUUUCCACCUUCCAGAAGAGGAAUCCACUCACGAACAAGACAAAACGUUCUACUAUCUUCAUGCGACAAACGGAGUGCGAGUAUCGAUUCCAUGGGAUCGACUGGUUCCAUUUUUGAAGACUGAUAUGACUGCGGACUUUGAUUUGGUCGCAUGGGCGUCACAUCGGAAAGCAGUGGGUACUGUAAAUCUACAUAUCGGACGGAGUGGAGAGGCGUUUCGGAAGUAUAAGGAUGGAAACGUCGAGGAGUUGCCGCCACUCUCGGCUAGUCGCUAUUUGAUGAAUGCGAAAAAACUGUGA